This is a messenger RNA of Arthroderma uncinatum, 804 nucleotides long. RefSeq lists its product as uncharacterized. The record is from RefSeq and is a predicted model, not a curated record. Bases 1 to 804 code for a protein of 267 amino acids. The transcript has 4 exons. Lineage: Eukaryota; Fungi; Ascomycota; Eurotiomycetes; Onygenales; Arthrodermataceae.
AUGGGAAUGGUAGAUCGAUUGGAGUUCAUGAAAUAUAUGUCUGCUACCAAGUUCGGUGUGCUGUCUGCCGGCGACCAGUUUCACGCAGUGGAGGGAGUCAUGGACUUCUUUACCAGAAAAGAUCUGGCUGGACGUGGAACCUGGCUUUCCUUUAUCAAUGCAGCCGUGGUCGAAUCCGUGCAACAAGGAGCAGCCAUUUCGCUUGGUCUAUCGAACGCUACCUAUUCGAAUCCCCCAUCUAACAAAUGGGCCCAAUUCUUCAAUCAACGCAAAAAUGGAAGACUGACUGAUCGACCGUUGAGCGUUGCUGACUGGGAUGACAGCAGUCGGGUAUGGGGUGAAUAUGGCAAAGUCGUUCCCUGGUUUGCGGCCACCCACAAAGAAGGAAUCGACAUGGUUGCGCAUCACAGAACUAUAUCGAGGUUUGAUGAUACACCGACGUACAAUUCUAUGGGUAUUAAGAAUCUAACGAUUCGCCUUUUCAUCAGGACCUCGUCGUUAACAAACCCAGCCAUACCAUUGCUGGCGGAGGCAAUCAUAGACUGGAUGACCGAUGUCACAGACGCAGAAGCUAGCAGCUUCGUGGCAGAUAUGGCCUGGAGAUUCGCCUCAAUUGAGUUCUAUAACGACGAGAGGGACGCUGUGGUUCACCUCGACGCCGUCGUGAACAUUCUAGAGCAUUUCUGGGCAGCAUUUCAUGCUAAGGCCCAACCAGCUGUCACCAGCAAAAUUGCAAACCCUGAGUCGGUGUUAAAAGCAGCCGUCAAAUUGUGGCUCUCACCAACCUGGCGACAUUUUGACUGA